UAGGCUGGCACGCUACAGUAGCUAAAGUUAUUACAGAGAAUGUCUAAUAGACGGGCUCUAGUUAUUAAUGCUUUUCACACGAGUUAAUAGUUAUCUUGAAUCACCUAACUCAUACAACGAUGCACGUCCACGGUGACGGUUCAGAGCCAGUAAGGGAGAGCAAGGCUCUGAAAACCUAUUGCUGCAGAAUGGUCUCGGUGGUACACAGGCACAAGCACACAGCUUCCUCGGGACACCCGAAGAGGAAAAAGAGCCGGAGUGACAGAAGUGAUACUAGACAUAGAGAGCCGAGGCUGGAGAGAGAUGAGACUUGCCUUCCAGAGCUUACAGUAGGAAAGAGGAGAGAUGUGAACUCCCAACUCCCUCUGUUCGACCCUGUCGCCCGACCAGUCCCCCUGCAGCUCAUCUCAAUGCUCAAACUGAAGAGCUUUACUGAAGAAAUGAGACGGGCAGCAGACAUAGAGAUACACGACCCCUCAGUAUGUGGUGAGUGUGUGGAGCAGCAGGCUAGUCUGGCACUAGACACGUUCAUACAGAGGAAGAGGACUCUACUGGAUUCUCUCACACUCGAGGACAGACUCCAGACUCACCUCUGCAACAGAGACACUGUGUGCCUCUUGGGAGAGCUCCUACGGAAUCUGCCAAAGCUCUCUGACGCACCCCAAACAAUCUGGGAGGAACUGCAAGCCAAGGAGAGGGGCUUAUUGCCAUCAGGGGUUACCCUGGCAAAACCACAGGAACAAUUAGACCCUCCAACUGUGUAAAUAUACUAAAAAAAAACAUUCCCAAUGUAGUAAAAAAAACAGUUAUUUAUUUUUGUAUUAAAGAUUCACAUACAACACUAUUAAAACCAAACACGCCUAAUUUCUUCUUUAGUUGGUCAUUUGUCAUGUUCCCAGUACACACAAACAAAGUUGUGGAUUUGAGCAUAAACCCACCUUUUAUAUUAUCGCAAAACAGUCUUCAUGUU
Molecule: messenger RNA, 970 nt
Organism: Osmerus eperlanus (European smelt)
Lineage: Eukaryota; Metazoa; Chordata; Actinopteri; Osmeriformes; Osmeridae
Exons: 4
Coding region: 120-764 (214 amino acids)
Source: RefSeq, a predicted model, not a curated record